AUGGAGGGAUUAAACUUAUCUGCUUAUAACUUCGGUAGCUAUCCUGGUUAUUUACCCUUUUACCAUGGGAACACUAAAUUCAAACACCCGAACUGGAGUAAAAAAUCCAAUUUCAGUGUGGUUUCCGAAAUUCCUGACUAUUUUGAAAUUUACAAACGUGCUCAGUUGAAGGCCAUAUUGUCUCAGGUGAACCCAAAUUUAACGCCUCGCCUACGCAAGGCCAACACCAAGGAGUUUGGGGUCCAGGUAAACCCCAAAGUAAACGCUACCGUUCAGUGUUCCCUCGGCCCCAAAACUUUGUCUUAUCGUGAAUACAGCUUGGGCUCACCCAAAGCCACCAGCCCUCUGAAGCGCGACCUCCCCGGUACCCCGGUGAACAGCGUGCGUUUCUCCCGUCCGGUUGCCAUCUACUCACCGGUCUUCGACCGCAGGUUUUUCUCUGUACCCGUCCGUGCCGAUGAACGCGAGGACGGUGAAAAGCUCGACCGUUCUGGUGGAGGGAGAGCCGCCGCAGCGGUCGAGGAGGAGGGGGACGGGGAGACCGACACCUGGCUGGAGAAUGAGCCCCAGCAGCGCAGCUCUCCGGCCAGUUGGGGACCAAAGAGGUUCAGCUUUCAGUUUCUGGAGCAGAAGUAUGGAUUUUACCACUGCAACAAGUGCAACAUUCGUUGGGAGAGUGCUUACGUGUGGUGCAUCUCUGGAACUUGCAAGGUUUACUUCAAGCAGCACUGCAGGAAGUGUCAGGCAGGACUGAACCCAUACCGAGUGGAGUCUAUUCAGUGCCAGACGUGUGAACAGACGCGCUGCCGCUGUGAGCAGAAGCCGAGGCACAUCGACAUGCGCCGGCCUCAUCGCCAGGACCUGUGCGGUCGUUGCAGGGGAAAGAGGUUGUCCUGCGACACCACCUACAGCUUUAAAUACAUAGUCUGAUCGCCCCUGCUGCUGGCCUUUUUAGAAUCGAUGUCAACGGAAGUGAAUUGAAUGUAUUUUUGUAUUGCUUGUAUUUAAACUCCAAAUAAAAUAUAAUUCAGCAUUA
Electrophorus electricus (electric eel) is the source of this 1036-nucleotide messenger RNA. RefSeq names its product zygote arrest 1-like (gene zar1l). The record is from RefSeq and is a predicted model, not a curated record. Gene Ontology annotation, biological process: translation. Lineage: Eukaryota; Metazoa; Chordata; Actinopteri; Gymnotiformes; Gymnotidae. Gene Ontology annotation, cellular component: cytoplasm.